AUGGGAGACAGGCUGCCGGAGCCUCACGCCAGCUCUUCCCCUGCCGUGGCUGCCAGCUCAGAAGCGGAAGAAAUCGAGGUGCUCGACUCCGAGGAUGUCCUACCUAUGGCCGCAGAGGAUCACUGGAAAGCCCUAUUUGAUCAGAGAGCUAGCUGUUCCUGCAGGCAGGCACUAAAGGGAGAGGAGAGCAGCUGGGAUGAAGCACAAAUCAGGAAGCAGGCUGAAAUGUUUGAUCCUGACAACACUGGCUACAUCAGCACCGAGAAGUUUCGUUCCCUUCUCCAGAGACACGGCUCAGAGCUGGACCCCCACAAGCUAGAGGUCCUCCUGGCCCUGGCAGACAGCAACUCAGAGGGGAGGAUCUGCUACCAGGACUUCGUCAACCUGAUGAGCAACAAAAGGUCGAAUAGUUUCCGCCAAGCCAUCCUUCAGGGGAACAGGAGGCUGUGCAGCAAGGCGCUGCUGGAGGAAACAGGGCUGAGCCUGUCACAGAGGCUGAUCCGGCACGUUGCGUAUGAGACCCUGCCACGAGAGAUAGACCGCAAGUGGUACUAUGACAGCUAUACCUGCUGCCCUCCACCCUGGUUCAUGAUUACCAUCACUAUUGUAGAGGUUGCCUUUUUCCUUUACAACGGAGUGGUAUUAGACAGAUUUGUGCUCCAAGUCACCCAUCCCUUAUACCUGAAGAACGCACUACUUUACCAUCCUCAGCUCCGUGCUCAGGCUUGGAGGUACCUAACCUACAUAUUCAUGCAUGCAGGGAUAGAACACCUGGGACUCAACGUUGUCCUUCAGCUCCUGGUUGGGGUUCCCCUGGAAAUGGUGCAUGGAGCUGCAAGGAUCAGCUUUGUGUAUGUCGCUGGAGUUGUAGCAGGAUCCCUGGCAGUGUCAGUAGCCGAUAUGACUGCGCCUGUGGUGGGCUCCUCCGGAGGCGUGUAUGCACUUGUCUCAGCUCACUUGGCCAAUAUAGUCAUGAACUGGUCAGGAAUGAAGUGCCAAUUCAAACUGCUGCGCAUGGCUGUUGCCUUGAUCUGUAUGAGUUUUGAAUUUGGAAGAGCUGUGUGGCUGCGAUUCCAUCCCUCUGCUUACCCUCCAUGCCCACACCCCAGCUUCAUGGCUCACCUGGGAGGGGUGAUGGUUGGAAUCACCCUUGGAGUUAUCAUCUUGAGGAACUAUGAGCAGAGACUCCAAGAUCAGACUUUAUGGUGGAUCUUCCUUUCUAUUUAUCUCAUUUUCGUGGUGUUUGCCAUCUUCUGGAACAUUUUUGCCUACAGUCUGUUGGAUCUGAAACUACCUCCCCCUCCUUGA
Cygnus atratus (black swan) is the source of this 1308-nucleotide messenger RNA. RefSeq names its product rhomboid like 3 (gene RHBDL3). NCBI's taxonomy places the organism in Eukaryota, Metazoa, Chordata, Aves, Anseriformes, Anatidae. Gene Ontology annotation, cellular component: membrane. Gene Ontology annotation, molecular function: calcium ion binding; serine-type endopeptidase activity. The transcript has 10 exons. The coding region runs from base 1 to 1308 and encodes 435 amino acids. The record is from RefSeq and is a predicted model, not a curated record.